AUGCAAAACAACAACAUCGAUCGCGCGAUCGCGUCCGUGGUGGAGCGCGGACAAGAGAUCAUCGUGCCCAACGUCUUCGCCGCCUACCUGCAGUGCAUGCUGGGCUACGACUACGACGUACUUGACCCGACUUCCGCCAUCGAGAUGGACGCGAUCGCCCAAACCGCCCUCAUCUCCUUCGAGCACGCCAUGGACAAGUACCCCAUGCCCGCGCGUUCCGCGAAGUCCAGGGGUCAGACAAAGACAAAGACAUCUUCGGCUCCCACCCUCUCCUCCAUCUCCGUCGCUCCGCGGAUCUAUUCCGCGCAGGUCGCGCAGCUCCGCCAGGAGUACCAGCAAUCUCUCGUUCGCGUCAUGUCCGUCCGCGACGAGAACGGGUACGACUACGACUACGCCUAUCGCGGCUGCACCUGCGUGUCCUGCACCUCCCUUGCCACGUCCAGGGAGCGCGCCGCUUUGGAUCUCUCGUUGGAUAGUGAGGAAGGAGAACAGGCGGAGAUGGUCCCGGUGCGGAAGCGGAAAGCACGCAAGGUGAAGAAGAGCACGAAGAAGAAAACGCUGAAGACGCGCGACCUGCCCUUUGACCCGUUCGCACCAUCGACGAGCACCGCAGCUGCGUAG
Molecule: messenger RNA, 621 nt
Organism: Epithele typhae
Lineage: Eukaryota; Fungi; Basidiomycota; Agaricomycetes; Polyporales; Epitheliaceae
Exons: 2
Coding region: 1-621 (206 amino acids)
Source: RefSeq, a predicted model, not a curated record